GGGGCAGGAUGUGGUGGGGUAAGAGCCAGCGUUAACGUUACUACCGCACACGGCCGGAGCGGGUCGCCAUGCUGGAGGCGGAGAGCAGCUGCAGCAGCUGCAGUGGAGGUCACUGACUGACGGACCGGCUGACGAGACGAGCUGACGGACUGGGACGGAGCGGAGCUAACCUACGUGGCGAGCGGGGGCAGAUAGCAGGCAGCGGUGGAGAGGAGCGUGUCCGCGGAAAGUUCUUCAGACUGAGGAGGACGGUGUGUGUGUGUAAACUUGGCAGGAGGUAGUAAGCUAGUUAGGUUCGCUCGUUAGGGAGAACCAGCGCUCUGUGUAGAUAAGCGUAGGUUCAGCUAAAUCAGUGAUUCGGCCGCAAUCUCAGGAAGUUCAAUCCGGGAACUUUUCUCUAGCAACCGUCGUUUGGAAGUGUUUAUUUACGUGUUAGCUUAGCUAGCUAAGUUAGUUAGCUACUAAGUUACUACUCUCCUAAAGUUGGACUUAUUUGGACUCUUUUACAGCUGUUUCCUCGCUUUGUGGAACUUUUAACACUGUUCAAACAUGAGUGCGACCACAAAUGGAGUUGAACCCAAUGCAGCACCUGCGCCCAAUCAGAACGGACUGGACCAGGGUCCAAAACCGGACCCUCGCACGGACCCGGACCCGGGCGGAGAGCCUCAGUCCUCGGUAGGAGACGCUAAAAACAACGGGAUUAAAUUCGCCAAGUCCUUCCUGCUGGUGCUGCCUAUCUACGUGCUGGGCUACCUGGAGUUCAGCUUCAGCUGGAUCCUGCUGGGCCUGGCGGUUCUGUUCUGGCUCAGGCGGAACCAGGCGGCCAGGUUUCCGCAGGUCACCCGGGCCCUGGCCUUUUUCGAGCACGAAGAGCAGCUCGUCCGCCAGAGCUUACCGACCACAGAGCUGCCACCCUGGGUUCAUUUUCCUGAUGUAGAACGAGUGGAGUGGCUCAAUAAGACGGUGCAUCAGAUGUGGCCGUAUAUCUGUCAGUUUGUGGAUAAACUCUUCCGUGAGACCAUCGAGCCAGCUGUGAAAGGAGCAAACGCACACCUCAGCUCUUUCUGCUUCUCCAAGAUAGACAUGGGAGACAAGCCGCUCCGGGUUAAUGGAGUGAAAGUGUACACAGAGAAUGUAGACAAACGACAGAUUAUCAUGGACCUGCAAAUCAGCUUUAUUGGAAACACAGAGAUCGAUGUGGAAAUUAGGAAAUACUACUGCAAAGCGGGCAUCAAGAGCAUACAGCUACAUGGGGUGUUGAGAGUCGUCAUGGAGCCGUUACUGGGAGACAUGCCUCUGAUUGGAGCGCUGUCUCUCUUCUUCCUCAAAAAACCUACUUUGGACAUUAACUGGACUGGCCUGACAAACAUGUUGGACAUCCCAGGACUCAAUGGGCUUUGUGAUGGAGUGAUUGAGGACAUUAUCUCCAGUAACCUGGUUCUGCCCAACAAAAUAACUGUUCCACUGGUGGGCGACGCACAACUGGCACAGCUACGCUUCCCUAUACCCAAGGGUGUUUUGCGAGUGCAUUUUCUGGAGGCACAGAACCUGCUGGCUAAGGACAAGUUUCUAAAGGGUCUGAUUAAAGGGAAGUCUGAUCCGUACGGGGUGGUUAAAAUUGGCAACCAGCUUUUCCAGAGCAAGGUGAUCAAAGACUGCCUGAACCCUAAAUGGAAUGAAGUUUAUGAGGCGUUGGUGAACGAUCAGCAGAAUAUUGAAAUUGAGCUUUUUGAUGAAGACCCCGAUGAAGACGACUUCCUGGGCAGGCUUACACUGGAUCUGAAUGAGUUGCAGAAGGAAAAGAAAGUUGAUGAGUGGUUUGUGUUGGAUGAAGUGUCCUCUGGAAAACUGCACCUAAAAUUAGAGUGGCUGUCUCCUCUAUCUACAUCUGAUACACUGGACCAGGUGUUGAGCAGUAUUAGAGCAGAAAAGGGACAUGCUAAUGAUGGACUCUCUUCAGCACUGUUAGUCGUACACCUGGACUCAGCCAGAAACCUGCCUAGUGUAUUUGAGGGGGAUUUGAGCAGUGGUUGUCUAAAGGAGCGUCGCACUGCGGGUCUGGUGUUCUGUGAGAACACAGCAACUCUCUGCAGGACUCUGUUUCGCAAUCCAUUAGAAUUCAACCAUGCAUGUCUGAAGGAGUCCUCAAUCAAUAAAGCAUUAAAGUCUGCAAAAAAGGUCAGCAGUGAUCCCAGUCCCCUGGUCCAGUUUAGAGUUGGACACAAGACCUUUGAGAGCAAGACUCGUUAUAAAACCAAUGAGCCUGUGUGGGAGGAGGCCUUCACAUUCCUAAUACACAACCCAAAGAGUCAGGAGCUGGAAGUAGAGGUGAAGGAUGAGAGGCACGAGUGUUCACUGGGCACCAUGACCCUGCCCCUGACUCAGCUUCUGGAGGCAGAGAAUAUGACCCUCAGUCACAGGUUCCCUCUGAAGAGCGCAGGACCCAGCGCUACACUGAAAAUGAAGAUGGCUCUGAGGAUUCUUAGUUUAGAAAAGUCUUCAUCACCACCAGACCUUCCCUCCUUAGUCCAGGUUCGCAAUCGCAGUUCCAGCAUUGCUCCACAAACACCUAAUUCCAGUGCUCUCCAAAACUCCUCAAAUUCCAGCACUACCCCUAAACCCACAGCCUCCGGUGUUGCUCCAAAGCCUCUGUCCCAGGCUCCGUCCCAGCUUCCAUCUCAGAUUCCAUCCCAGCCUCCGUCCCAGUCUCCGCCCCAGCCUCCAUCAGUUCCAGAGCCUCUCAAGUCUGUCCCUGAACACAUGGCGUUAGUGGAACCUGUCUCUAACAGCACACCGUCAGAGGAUUCACCCAGUCGUCUGGCAGAUACGGGCAGAAGCGCGUCUAACUUGGCGAUCUCAGGCUCUCGGCUGAACCUGAACAACAAAGAGCCAACACCCAGCAUUGCUUCUGACAUCUCCAACCCCUGCGCCACUGAGGAGCUCCAGCAACGACUCAAACAGCUGGAGAAUGGUUCCUCUCUCAGUCACUGUCCCCUGGGCCAGAUUCAGCUGACCAUCAGACACAGCUCCCAGAGAAACAAGCUCAUAGUGGUGGUACACUGCUGCAGGAAUCUGAUCGCUCUAUCAGAGAGUGGUUCUGACCCGUACGUGCGUCUGUAUCUGCUGCCGGAUAAGCGCCGGUCUGGACGUAGAAAAACUCGCACAAUGAAGAAAAACCUCAACCCGACCUACGACGAAACGUUUGAAUUCAGUGUGUCUCUGGUUGAGCUGCACAGGAGGACUCUGGACGUGGCCGUGAAGAAUGGAGGAGGAAUUCUGUCCAAACACAAAGGAUUUCUUGGCAAGGUGCUGGUGGAUUUGACUUCAGAUGACAUAUCAAAGGGCUGGACCCAAUGGUACGAUCUGAGUGCAGACGGAUUGAGGAAAACGUUGAUUUAAUCAGAAGAGACGAUCACGACCCCGCCUUCAGAAACUACAGCUCUGUGCAUGAGAGCGUCAGCCGUAUUGAAGUGUUCUGUUUUUAGCGGGGGGCGCGUUCUGUACAUGUAAUAUAUGACCUUUUUUUUUUUAAUGGGGAAGUUUUUAUUGAGGAGACCUGCAGAGCAAGAAAUGAAUGUUUUUGCAUAUUUGUUUAGGUUGCUCGUGGGCGUGUGGGGUUAAUUUGUGCAAUAGAAAAAGGAAAAUUGAACUUUUAUGGGUUCAGACGAUGGAUUAUUUGUUAAUCUGUUUGUUUAUUGAGUGAGUGAGCGAGUCAGAGAGUAAAACAGUAGCAGUUUUAGGUUAGAGCAGGGUUAGAGAAGUAUAUGCAAAUAUUAGGACAGGUCUGUAUUUAAACUAUGUCCAGCACUGAGUGCUUGGACCCCUAAUCACCCCAGUUUUGCUUUUUAAAUCAAAAUAAAUAAAACGACUUAAUAUAAACCAAACGUACAAAAUAUAAAUUCAUAAUGGUAACAGUCGAAGCCAAGUGUACAUGUGCAGGCAGCCAUGAGAGUGUAUUGUCUUAAACCAAAAAUGUACAAAAAAAAAAUCUAUCUGUUAUCUGAUAGUUUGCACUUUGUUGUGUGUGUGUGUGUGUGUGUGUUUGGGGAUGUUCACCUGUAUUAUGUUAUGUUAUACUCAUGGUUCUGUAUAUUUUGAUAUUUACCAUAUAUAUAUAUAUACACACACCACAAUCCUUCUCAUGUUAUUAAGCUCAUAUUAAGCAUAUAUAUGAGUCUUACUGCUGCAUAAACAUACAUGUAUCAUAUACCUUAUGUUCGCCUUAGGAUCCCGUAGGAGCAGAGCACCUGUAAAGGCCUUUGUUAAUGCUGAAGGUAUAUUGCUAUUGUAGAUAUGAGACCAAACCUCAGUCCUUUUAUCUCUAAUGAAGCAGAUCCUGCUUUCCCUUUAAGCACCUGUGGACUAAACUCUCCUCAGUACUUCUUACUGCAGCCAAGCUCACUUGUUUCAUCCUGUUUUUAUUAUCUUUAUCAGUAAGGGAUUUGUUUAUUAUAUUGUUAUUAAUAAUUAUGCAAAAUGACAAGCUUGCCUUUAAGCUGUAUGUAUGUAUAUGUAUGUAUGAGUGUCUGUGUGUGUAUGUGUGUAUGUGUGUCUAUAUAUAUAUAUAGAUAUAUAUAUAUUUCCUGUGCCUUAGGCCAGGGUAGGUGUGUCAGAUGAGCUCCAAAAUUAAAAAAAAAAAAAAAAAGAAAUGAUAAAACUUCUGUCAGUGGUGUUUGUUGCCAUCUGAUACACUUUUCCCGAUCAGAGAUGCCUACAAAUUUCAACCUUUUCCUUCCAAUGGCACUUCUAUAUGACUGUCUAUGGAAUCACACAGCAGGUAAAAGUAGCCCUAAUCUGAUUUUCUCAUAAAAUCUGAUGGUUACUUUAGGCUUUUCACACAGUGUCAUCUUUUUAAUUUGACCAAUAUCCUGAACAGUUCUUCUAAACUAAAGCUCAUGCUCUCGAAAAAAGCAACGCUUCAUGUGAAGUUUCGGUUUCAUCCUACUCAGAAUACAAUCGCUUGAGCUAUCAAGGAGUUCCAGCGUCUAACAACUGUACUUAUUACCGAGGAUUAGCUUAAACAAAUUUUAUUUGUCCUCCAUUUCUUAAAAUUUUGUUUUUAAAAUCGUUUUUUUUUUUGUGCCUACUAAAUGAGUUUAACCCCUUAACAGGCCAGGUUGAGGAUUUGUAUUCAAACAUUACAUAAAAAGCUUUCAUGUUUGAUAAGGAACAAGCAUAAUUGUAAUUGUAAUAGAAAAUAUAAAUAUAUAUAUAUUUAAGUAAAACUGCUAAUUUCUAAAUAUAAUGAAUAAAUUGGCUUUUUCCUGAACUUCAUUUUAAAAUCAAUAUUUUCCUGAAUAGAAAUAAAACAGUUUAUGUCCUCCAAACCUUAAAUUUUAUGUUUGUCUUGUUUUUUCAUCUAUUUUUAAACUUUGAAUUUGUGUUGACUCCUGUUACUGAUCUGGAAUUAUUAAGUGAAGAAGAGAGAAAACAGGCAGCUUCUCCAAGUGUCCUGUAAGAGAUUUCAAAUCCCUCGAAUUUUCAGAGUGUACAUAAAUAAUUUUACUGAAGAAAAAAGGGUUUUGUGUCACUUACACCUGUAGCCAGUAUACAGGAAAAGGCAUGUUAAGGGGUUAAACAGAGACAUUAGUCCAAAUGUUUGAUGUCUGUUACCUUUAUCUUGCCACUGAAAACCUUACUCACCUCUGUCGUCCAUUUUCCCUUAUCCUCUGGGCAAGUUUUUUCUUCUCCUUAAAGUAAAAGUAGGAAAAAUUUGCAUCAUUACAAAUCAGAUCUGUGUCCGAUUUUAAAACCACAUAUUGAAUUCAGUUUCAGUGUGUAUUGUUGUUCACACUGCCACCCCACACAAUACUUUUUUCAAUAAAAAAGAUUAUAUUUUGGACACUUUUACCUGCUGUGUGAAUGUACCCUAAUUUUCAAUAUUAUUGUGUCUAUGCAAGUCAAUGUUUAUGGUUUUAAAUUGAGAUAAAAGCCAAAUGUUAAUAGUUGGUCAAUGUUUUACUCAGAUCACAGUGAGAACAGAUACAGAGAAGUACAAAUUCCUCUUCAGUCUGUAGCCGGCUGGAUGCUUUCACUAGAGGCCUGGCUAUGCGACGAUAACACCUCCAUAUAUAUAUACACAGCUGUUUCAGAGAAUCACUCAUUGCAUUUACCAAACUUAUAUUGGAGCACAGCAGCAAAGUGCACUGGGCUUAAUGUGUGUGUGUGUGUGUGUGUGUGUGUGUGUGAAAGAGAGAGAGAGAGAAAGUGAGAGUUUUUGCCUACUGUUUUAAAUAAUAAAUGUAUGCUCUAUGCAGCGAA
This is a messenger RNA of Astyanax mexicanus (Mexican tetra), 6261 nucleotides long. RefSeq names its product extended synaptotagmin-like protein 2a (gene esyt2a). Gene Ontology annotation, biological process: lipid transport. The transcript is spliced from 24 exons. The record is from RefSeq and is a predicted model, not a curated record. Gene Ontology annotation, molecular function: lipid binding. Bases 550 to 3399 code for a protein of 949 amino acids. NCBI's taxonomy places the organism in Eukaryota, Metazoa, Chordata, Actinopteri, Characiformes, Acestrorhamphidae.